Hyaena hyaena (striped hyena) is the source of this 1208-nucleotide messenger RNA. RefSeq names its product chromosome unknown CXorf58 homolog (gene CUNHXorf58). The transcript has 8 exons. The record is from RefSeq and is a predicted model, not a curated record. Bases 243 to 1208 code for a protein of 321 amino acids. Lineage: Eukaryota; Metazoa; Chordata; Mammalia; Carnivora; Hyaenidae.
GCUCAGUGUGGGCGGUGUGCGGGGGCGCGAGGAGGGAGGUGCCCGGCGCCGCGCCGCUCUGGGAAUCGGCCUUCGCGUCAGCGAUUGGACGCCCAGCGACUUGGGCUGGGAAUCCUGUGCUCCGAGGACGCCUGGCGGGGGCGCUCGUCCGGUAUCGGGAGGCUUCGAAAGUCUCACUGCCGGAAGCAGCCGACCUCUGGGGCCUGGAUUUAUCUCACAAAAGAGUACUUCUUCAUAGGAAAAUGAAGCGCUUGAAGCACUUCUCAAAGGCAUCAGUGACUGAUGUUCCGAAACCAGAUAAGCCAGGCUCAGGAAAAGACCACAAAGUGCAUUUGCCAAAUACUGUAAAGGGAAAGGAACUACAACAAACUAAAAAGGAUAUUUCAGCCCAAAGGAUACAGAGAGCCUGGUUAUCUUAUAUGGACAAAACAAUAUUUCACCUCCUAAAGCACACAAUUCGUGCAGCAGAGCUUCAUCUGACACAUGAAAUACUGAAGGAAGUGAGCCCCUUAGAGGCUAAGCUUGUGAAAGAUCCUAGCCUGAAGUGUAAAGUCAGAUUCAGAUUUAGUGGUGAAACAUUUCCACCUGUCAUCGUAUUUAAAAUUUUUCUCCAUACCGAAGGCCAUGGUUACAAGUAUUUCAGUGGAAAAAAGUUCUUAAAGCCAUCAAGUGAGGCAGUGGCUGAUGCUUGCAAAAUGAUGGGGAAAAAGAAAUUUUGUCAUCAAGUUAUGGAAGAUGAACGUUUUUUCCAGAAGUUCAAAAUAACCGAUGAAAUUGAUAUUGUCACCCUGAAAGAUUACAUGCAAUACUCCAGUCUUCUGGACGAGACCCCUGCAUUUUAUGGUGGCAGAAAUAACUGCUGGCGAAAAUUAAACCUCAAAAACAUCCCCAGGACAAUGAUAAUAUAUGACAUAGUUCAUUAUGCAGAGUCUGGAAUAAUCUCAAACCGUCUACAAAAAGAAAUGAAGUAUCUAUUACAGAAGCCACAGACAGAAGAGAUGCAUGAGCACCAGCUACAAAUUGUUUCUGAAGUUAGAUGCCCUACAUCCUUUCCAACUAUCCAACCUUUGUAUCGGCCCUACCGACAACAGAGUCAAAUUAAGCAUCUGGGUCGUCGAUCCAAGCAAGCUCAAAUGAAAGUUGAAAAAAUGAAAAAAGCAUAUAAGAUGGCUAAAGAAAAAAAUGCUUCUGUGGGGACUGUAAGUUAA